AUGACCGAUGUUUUUCACCCACUCAAUUUUAGGUGCGUCAAGCGCUUCUUCUCCGACGAGCCCUUCAGGCAGUUCGAGGCGAGCAAGUACUUUCUGCGGUACCUGCAGUGGAAGGUGCUGGAGCUGCGGCCGGUCACGGGGAAGACCUUCCGCAUGUACCGCGUGCUGGGCAAGGGCGGCUUCGGCGAGGUGUGCGCCUGUCAGGUGCGCGCCACCGGGAAGAUGUACGCCUGCAAGAAGCUGGAGAAGAAGCGGAUUAAGAAGCGCAAGGGCGAGAUUAUGGUGCUGACGGAGAAGCAGAUUCUGCAGAAGGUCAACUCCCGUUUCGUGGUCAGCCUGGCGUACGCCUACGAGACGAAGGACUCGCUCUGUCUGGUGCUGACCAUCAUGAACGGCGGCGACCUCAAGUUCCACAUCUACAACAUGGGCUGCGAGCCGGGCUUCGACCUGCUGCGCGUCCGCUUCUACGCCGCCGAGAUCACCCAGGGCCUGGAGCACCUGCACUCUCUGGGCAUUGCCUACCGCGACCUGAAACCGGAGAAUAUUCUCCUCGACGACCAUGGCCACGUGAGGAUCAGCGACCUGGGCCUGGCGGUGGAGAUUCCCGAGACGGAGCAGGUGCGCGGAAGGGUGGGCACCGUCGGGUACAUGUCCCCCGAGGUGAUCGACAAUGAGAAGUACACCUUCAGUCCGGACUGGUUCAGUCUGGGCUGUCUGAUCUACGAGAUGAUCGAGGGACAGGCGCCCUUUAGGGCGAGAAAGGAAAAGGUGAAGCGAGAAGAAGUGGAGCGGAGGGUGAAAGAGGACGAGGAGGUGUACUCGAGCAAGUUUAGCGAGGACGCGCAGGUCAUCUGCAAACAGCUACUGAAGAAGCGAGUACGAGAUCGUCUGGGCUGCAGCAGCGGCCGUCACGGUGCCAAGGACGUCAAAACGAACCCCUUCUUCGCCUCCAUCAACUGGAAACGCCUCGAGGCUGGUCUCCUCGACCCGCCCUUUGUGCCCGAUCCUCACGCCGUCUACGCAAAGGACGUCCUCGACAUUGAGCAGUUCAGCACGGUGAAGGGCGUGGCGAUUGACGCCAGCGACGACACCUUCUACUGCAAGUUCUCCACCGGCUGCGUCUCCAUUCCCUGGCAGAAUGAGAUCAUCGAGACGGAGUGCUUCGAGGAGCUGAGCGCCUUUGGCCCCGACGGCGCCCUCACGCCGGACCUCAUCAUCGGCACCGGACCGCCGGAGCCCGAGUCUCGCAGCUGUUUUCCCUUUCUGCGCAAGCGAAAGAACCGUGCAGCCAAGAAUGCCUCCAAACUGCAGCAGCAGCAGCUUCAACAGCAGCAGCUACUGCAGCUCCAACAGCAGCAACCGUCUCAGCCGUCACAGCCGUUGACAGGCAAUGAAUGUGAUGUGAUCACCAACACCACCACCACCGAGUCCAUGCACGGGAGCUCCGUUUGA
Messenger RNA from Rhagoletis zephyria (snowberry fruit fly), 1452 nucleotides. The record is from RefSeq and is a predicted model, not a curated record. NCBI's taxonomy places the organism in Eukaryota, Metazoa, Arthropoda, Insecta, Diptera, Tephritidae.